Messenger RNA from Trifolium pratense (red clover), 2101 nucleotides. RefSeq names its product replication protein A 70 kDa DNA-binding subunit B. NCBI's taxonomy places the organism in Eukaryota, Viridiplantae, Streptophyta, Magnoliopsida, Fabales, Fabaceae. The record is from RefSeq and is a predicted model, not a curated record. The transcript is spliced from 12 exons. Gene Ontology annotation, cellular component: DNA replication factor A complex; nucleus. The coding region runs from base 89 to 1939 and encodes 616 amino acids. Gene Ontology annotation, molecular function: damaged DNA binding; single-stranded telomeric DNA binding. Gene Ontology annotation, biological process: nucleotide-excision repair; telomere maintenance via telomerase; double-strand break repair via homologous recombination.
CUCUCCCUCCCAUUUUCACCAUCACUCUCUCACUUCACCAUAAUUCCCAUUUCCCUCUCAAACCCUAAAUUCUUCCUUUCACAAUCCAAUGGCAAAAUCAAUCUCCCCAAACGCCAUCUCCACCGUACUUUCAAAUCCAUCUCCAGAUUCUUCAUCAGAUCUUCCUGAUAUCGUUGUUCAAAUUCUCGAUCUCAAACAAAACGGCAACAGAUACAUGUGUUUUGUGAGUGAUGGAAAGAUGAAAUUAAGAGCAAUUCUUCCUUCAAGUCAGUUUUCAGAUGUGCUUUCUGGAAAGAUUCAGAACCUCGGUCUCAUUCGUAUUGUUGAUUAUACUCUUAAUGACAUUCCGAACAAGCCUGAUAAGUAUCUAAUUGUUACAAAGUGUGAAGCGGUUUCUCCUGCGCUUGAAAUGGAGAUAAAGAGUGAACCAACUGGUAUCACUUUGAAGCCUAAGGAAGAUGUUGUAGUCAAGACUGAAGGUGUUGCUGGUUUUGUUCUAAAGCCGAAGCAGGAUGUUGUUUCAAAAUCUGCUGCUCAGAUUGUGCGUGAGCAACAUGCUAAUUCUGCUCCUGCGAGACUGGCUAUGACGCGUAGGGUGCGUCCUCUUGUUUCUUUGAAUCCUUAUAUGGGUGGUUGGACAAUCAAGGUCAGUGUUACCAGCAAAGGAACAAUGCGUACCUAUAAGAAUGCUAGAGGAGAAGGUUGUGUAUUCAAUGUUGAAUUGACUGAUGAAGAUGGUACUCAGAUUCAAGCAACUAUGUUUAAUGAUGCUGCUAGGAAGUUUUUUGACAAAUUUGUUAUGGGAAAGGUUUAUUAUAUUUCAAAGGGUACUUUGAAAGUUGCUAACAAACAGUUUAAAACUGUGGCAAAUGAUUAUGAGAUGACACUGAAUGAGAAUUCUGAGGUGGAAGAGGUUCCUGAAGAAGCUGGGUUUGUUCCAGAGACAAAAUUCAGUUUUGUCCCAAUUGAUCAAUUGGGUCCUCAUGUCAAUAAGCCUGAUCUUGUUGAUGUUGUUGGAGUUGUUAAGAGUGUGUCUUCAACGAUGAGCAUCAGAAGGAAGAGCAACAAUGAGAGUGUUGCAAAGCGUGACAUUACUAUUGCUGAUGAAAGCAAAAAGACAGUUAUUGUGUCUUUGUGGGGUGAUCUUGCAACUAACAUAGGACAAGAGUUACUUGACAUUGCUGAUAAAUCCCCAGUAGUUGCAAUCAAAUCCCUCAAAGUUGGGGACUUUCAAGGUGUUUCAUUGUCAGCUAUAAGCAAAAGUUUAGUUCUGAUUGAUCCAGAAGUACCUGAAACUCAGAAGCUCAGAUCCUGGUAUGAUUCUGAAGGCAAGGAUACUGCAAUGGCUGCUUUAAGCUCUGGUUCAAUUCCAUCCAACAGUGGAAACAGAUCUGUGUACUCUGAUCGUGUUACACUUUCUCAUAUAACCUCUAACCCCUCCUUGGGAGCUGAGAAGCCUGCAUUUUUUAGCAUUAGAGGAUACAUAAGUUUCAUAAAGGCAGAUCAGGCAAUGUGGUAUCGUGCCUGUAAGACUUGCAAUAAGAAAGUUACUGAAAGCACUGGCGCUGGUUACUGGUGUGAAAGUUGCCAGAAAAAUGACGAAGAAUGCAAUUUAAGAUAUAUCAUGGUUGUAAAAGUUACUGAUGCAAGUGGCGAGGCUUUUAUAUCAACCUUUAACGAGGAAGCUGAGAAGAUCAUUGGUUGCUCUGCUGAUGAGCUAGACAGCCUUAGAUCACAGGAGGGAGAAGAUAGUCCUUAUCAACUGAAAUUGAAGCAAGCUACAUGGACUCCACACCUCUUGAGGGUUAGUGUUUCUCAGAAUGAGUAUAAUAAUGAGAAGCGGCAAAGGAUAACUGCAAGGGCUGUUGUUCCUGUUGACUAUGCUGUGGAGUCCAGAAAUCUCCUUGAAAACAUAUCAAAGAUGGGAGUCUCUCAAUAAGAUGGAAAUGCUGAUUCAAUGUCUCUAGGUCUUUUGGUUCACUCCUUUUUUCAAGGAGAUGUUGCUGCUUGUAAAUUAUUAAUCCUUGGAUGGUUUAUUAUAUAUUUUGUAUGAUUACAGAAACAUGGAUGGAAAUUUCUUGCUUUUGGUGGCAUCUACCUA